Ziziphus jujuba (common jujube) is the source of this 3309-nucleotide messenger RNA. Its product is annotated as putative disease resistance protein RGA3. The record is from RefSeq and is a predicted model, not a curated record. Gene Ontology annotation, biological process: defense response to other organism. Bases 137 to 3010 code for a protein of 957 amino acids. NCBI's taxonomy places the organism in Eukaryota, Viridiplantae, Streptophyta, Magnoliopsida, Rosales, Rhamnaceae. The transcript has 2 exons. Gene Ontology annotation, molecular function: ADP binding; ATP hydrolysis activity; protein binding.
CUUGUCUAUACUAUGUUAUUUCAUAUCAAUCCCUUAGUUUCCAGUAUCCUGUGCAAGUAUCUCUCUCUCCAUUUUCCAAUCAAUUUCUUCACUUUGAUCUCACUCUCACUCAAUUUACACCUCAAAGCAAAAAAGCAUGGCUGAUGCAAUGGUUUCUGGACUUCUUGAUCAGUUGGCUUCAAUUAUUCGCGAAAAGGUUGAAGAAAAGAUGAGACUGGUAAUGGGAGUUGAGACUGAAGUUGAAAACCUCCAAAACAAUCUCCAAGCCAUUAGAGAUGUGCUAGUCGAUGCAGAAAAGAGACAACUGAAAGAGGAAAAUGUAAAACGCUGGUUAGAUGAUCUCAAAGGCGUAACUUACAACAUCGAUGAUGUAUUGGAUGAGUGGAGCAUCCUCAUUCUUCAACCAAAUAUCAAUGAGAAAGAUGAAAAUGGAGUUCAAACUGUUGUAGUUACUAAAAAGAAGGAAUGUUUAUCCUUCCUCUUCCCCUGUUUUCCUUCUAAACAAGUUAAUCAGACGGGUCUCCGUCUUGAAAUUGCCACUAAGAUAAAAGACUUGAAUGGAAAACUCGAUAACAUAGCCACAACAAGGGAUAGGUACAAAUUUGACAUUAUGAGAGCAACUGAUGAACCUAGCCGACCAAUCACUACCGCCAUGAUUAAUCUAUUUGAGGUAACAGGACGCAAUGAAGAUAAGGAAAAUCUCAUAAACAAGUUGCUUUACGAGAGCAGCCGAGAAAGGAGAGACCACCUCAUCGUUUCCAUUGUAGGUAUGGGAGGAAUUGGGAAGACCACUCUUGCCCAAUUAGCUUUCAAUGAGAUCAAGAGUAAAUUUGAUAAUGGAAUAUGGGUGUGUGUUUCAGAUCCUUUUGAUGAGACCAAGAUCGCUAAAGCAAUAAUUGAGCAACUCAUGGGUGAAGAAACCAGAUUAGUUGAGCUGGAAGCAUUGAUGCAGAAACUUCUCGAGUCAAUUAAGGGUAAGAAGUUUCUUCUCGUACUGGAUGAUGUAUGGACUUAUGACCAUCGAAAAUGGGAACCGCUAAAAGCAACUCUACGACAUGGUGCAUUUGGCAGUCGAAUUUUGGUGACCACACAAAAGAAAGAUGUUGCUUUGAGGAUUGGAGAAGGUGCUCAUAUGAUUCAGUUGAAAAGACUGACCGAAGAGGACUGCUGGAGGUUAUUUAAUCGAGUAGCAUUUUUGGGCAAGGAAAAGACAGAUGAAGAAAAUUUUAAAGAAAUUGGUAGGAAAAUUGCAGCCAAGUGUGAUGGACUACCACUUGCUGCAAAGACUUUAGGAAGUCACAUGUACUUCAAAACUACCAAAAAAGAGUGGGAGGAUGUAUUGGAGAGUGAGCUAUGGGACUUGGAAGAUACUAACAUGAAGCUUUUCUCACCAUUGCUGUUGAGUUAUUACGACUUGCCUUCUGUGGUGAAACGCUGUUUCUCAUAUUGUGCUGUCUUUCCUAAAGAUGCUUUGAUUGAUAGAGAUGAUUUGAUCCAACAAUGGAUGUCGCAAGGCUAUUUUAAUUCAAAGAAAAACAUGGAGAAGGAAGCAGCCGGACUAGGGUGCUUCAACAGCUUGGUAAUGCGGUCCUUUUUCCAAGAUUUUGAAGAAGACAUGGAAAGGAAUAUUUUACAAUGUAAGAUGCAUGAUGUAGUGCAUAAUUUUGCUCAGUUUCUUACUAAGAAUGAGUAUUAUUCCAUAAGAGAGAUGGAAAAUGUCAACCAGAUACAUGGAGGAGACAUUCGCCACUUGACAAUGGCAACUUCCAGCACUACUAGUGCCGAGGUUCCUAUUUCAAUUUUGAAAGAGAGAUCUUUGCACACCCUUGUGGUUUCAGGAAUAGACGCAAUAGGCCAUGAUCAGUUUCUACAUAUGAAAUAUCUCAGAACUUUAAAUUUGACUGGCUGCAACACAGAACUUCCUGAGAUUAUAGGUGAAUUAGUACAUUUGCGAUAUCUCAAUUUAUCAAAUAACAGAAGAUUGAAGGAGUUACCUACUUCUGUGGGGAAGUUGUGGAACCUGCAAACCUUGAGACUUGUUCAUUGUCUUAAUAUCGAAAAAUUACCUGGGACAGUUGGACAACUGAUCAACUUGAGACAUCUUUAUGCUUCCUACAGUUAUAAUCUAAUGCAGUGGCCUAAAGAGAUUGGAAGGUUAAGUUGUCUUCAAACUUUGAAUGGAUUCCAAUGUUUUGGAGAUGAUGAUGCCAAAAAUGAUCACGAAACAAAUUUAGGAGCCUUAAGAAACUUGAACAAUCUUCAUCAACUUUACAUACGCGGAUUAGGUGAUGCAGCAAAUCAUGCGGAUGAAGCUAAACAAGCACAGCUCCAUAGCAAGAAAGGCCUCCUCCACCUAGCACUAUACUUUUCUAACAGAACAAGUACAAUGGAAAUCCAUGAGAAAGUGCUUCAAGAGUUAAACCCACAUCCCAACAUACAAAAUCUAACGAUCAAGCAAUAUGAGGGACUUGUUUUCCCCAGCUGGAUGAUCUCACUAAACAAUUUGAGAAGGUUGUCCCUGGCAUUUUGUAGCUGUGAGGUUUUGCCCCCUUUGGGAAAAUUACCGUGUCUUGAAUCACUAAAAAUGAUAGAUAUGAGCAAUGUAGUGAAGGUGGGACCUGAAUUCUUGGGAAUAGAAGCAGUUGAUCAUGACAACUAUUUGGAAUCAUCAAAUGUGGUUUCGUUUCCAAACUUAAAAGAACUCGAGUUUCAUUUCUUUGAUGAAUGGAAGGAAUGGGUUGGCACAAAUCCUGAAAGGUGGAAAUUUCAGAAUCCGACUGUAAUAAUAAUGCCACGGCUCCAGAUCUUAAACAUUAGCUACUGUGAUAACUUAGAAACAUUGCCAAACUUCCUGGCAAGAGUACCAUUGCAGAAUUUGAGCGUCAGAAUAUGUCCAAAACUCAAAAUGCGCCGCAGAAAGGAAUGGGCCAAGGUUUGUCAUAUUCCAAAUAUUGCAGUAGAUGACCUAAGAAUAGUUGUGGAUAGAAUUCGAGAAGGAUCAACUAGCUAAUUUCUUCCAGCUUUCUGGUUUCCUUAUAUAUAAUAUAAGUUUAUAUAACAAAUAUUAAGACCUGAAUAACAAGUCUUGUGUAAUGGAAGCAGGAACCGCAUCGGCCAAUAAUACCGCUAAUCCCAAAAGCCAUAAACUUAAGCUUAUGGUGGAAGAUGGACUAGAUGGACUUUCAUUUGAUUAUAUUUUUCUCUAACACUCCUCUCAAAUAUAGAUCCACUUUUUUUGGGUUUUUUUUUCUGGAUCCUUAUAUGUGUCAUAUUUAUUAUUUAUUUUAGAUGGAGUUGUUGAGUUUUGAA